GACACUGCCGCCUCCUCGUAAACAGCUACGUGCAGCAUGAUUUCCCUCUCGGUGCUUUAAUUGAACACAGUGUGCCAGCUCGCAGGAGCGGCCACAGGAUUGUUCAGCAGCUCAGUUCGCGCUGCAAGCCUCUGGUUUUGGUCGUGUGACACAUUUCAAACGAGCAGCUGAAGAAGCGUUUGGAGGUGUUUAACCGCCCUGCAGCUGGUAGCUCGUCACUGUGUUCCAGCCUGAGCUGUGAUUGUUGUCAACUGGACCUGCUGGACGGAACGAAGGCUUCGGUGGAGCUUUACGUCAGCUGAAGUCUGAGAGGUUUCCAAACCACCUUGCGCGCCCGCGCGCGUGUGUGUGUGUGUUGGGUGUUGGGUGUUGGGUGUUCGCUCGGGCUCUGCUGGGACCAGACACUGCUUUCAGCCGUCCUGAGGGGUUCUCUGCGUAAAAACGGGGGUCUUCUCUGGAGAGGUGCAGUCGUGCUCCUAAUCAGCCCGGGAUUUGGCAGAGUUGACACCGCACGGAGAUCCACGUCCCCCUCCCGGUGCUGAAAGAUGCCCUUCAGCCCUUCAGCCAUGAGCUCAGGGGCAGCGGAGAGCGGUGCUUUCGGCGAGGGGCUCGAGAGCAACGUCACAUGCGCCGAGAAAGUUGAGCACCUCCCGCCGCCGUUCUCCUCCACUUCUGCUCUCACUUUGCUGGGCGUCGUGAUCGUGGCGAUCGUGGCGCUGUCCCUGACCACACACCACUGCCACAAAGGCAAGAUGAAGAGGAGGAAGAUCGAGAGGGCGCAGGAGGAGUACGAGAGGGACCACCGCAGCCCCGUCCCGGCCAGAGCCAAGCCUGAUUUGGGGCGUUGCACCAUCAUCCGUCCCGCUUCCAGAGACAUUGAGCAUCGGUCAGCCUUCCCAGGCAAGCCGAGCGCAGCCCCUGAUCAUCCUCCCACCACUUCACCCACGGAGACUGAGGACAUGAAGGGCGUGGAUGAAGCGGUGCUCGAGGCUGUUGCUGUGUCAUGAUAAGCUGGAGAGGGAAAAAGUACUUGAGACGUGUAAAUAUGCAGAAAUAUACCAGUAAACAGCAACAGCAAAGCCGUUCCGUAUUAGCGUUAGCAUCCCUCGAAAUAUAUCUACUUUUCUCCGGUUUCUUCUCCUUCCAGAAAGGAGUUACAGCUUCCCCCAGUGUAGGCUAGAACCCCCCAGUCCCCCCUUGUGUUCUGUACAAACCGGCAUUGUCAGUGGACAGUGAUGGAUGGGGAAGAAACUGGACAGGACAGCUGCGGGACUUCAGGCGGGUUUUCAUCAAACUGGACGCGGAGUGCUGUCCGAGGUGCUGCGCACGAACUUCCUUCUGCCGUGGAAUGUUUUAUAUGGAGGAAACUGUCCUAAUAUGACACUGAUUUUAAUUAAUCCGAGGAUCUAAAGCCUGCGCUGUAUGAAAAGCAGCUAAGACUGUUUUUGUUUGUUUGUUUGCCUGCUCUACUUUAGAUAUGCAGAACUGAGAAAGAUGCUGGGAAGGGUCUGUAAUGAUGCACCGUCUAUUCACUCUUUAAUUAGCCGUGACGUCCUUACUGAAGUUAACUCUAGUCAGACUAUUACAGCAAUGUCAGCAGUGCAAAACAUAAACUCCACAAUAGUACAAGCACCUUUACUGAAGCUCUGUCAGCCAUGGAGGCCUCUGAACACCAGUUAAGUUCUGAAAGAAAGGAAGCGAAGGUUUUACUGUUGUUUUCUUAUAUAGCUCUCAAAUUAUUUCGUAGUAUAUUAUUUGAAGCAAGAUAUAGUGUAGCUGUAAAUUAUCAAUGCUAAAUAAAGAUCAUUAAACAAUG
Messenger RNA from Pygocentrus nattereri (red-bellied piranha), 1816 nucleotides. RefSeq lists its product as uncharacterized. Bases 546 to 1007 code for a protein of 153 amino acids. The record is from RefSeq and is a predicted model, not a curated record. Lineage: Eukaryota; Metazoa; Chordata; Actinopteri; Characiformes; Serrasalmidae. The transcript is spliced from 2 exons.